GGCUGGCGGCGCCCGUAACAAGUGCUCGCCGCAGCCUCCCGUCCCUCCUCCGGCGCCUGCGGGGAGGAGGCAGCGCCGCUCUCCUCCCGGCUCCGCUCCGGCUGCGCCCGCGACGCGGCUUUUCCCACCCCUCGCUUUUUUCAUUUUUGGUGGUUUUCUCUUUUAUUACUUCUCUCGGUGCCGCCGCGACGCCUUUGAUGCUCGACGGACGGAUCCGAUUUUGGGUUUGGUUUUUUUUUGGUUUUUUUUGUUUUUUGCCGGGGGGGAGCAGGAUAUUCCUCCGUUGUUUUUCCAGCGGUGGAAAGACCUUCUCCAUCCUUUCCCGUCUCCUUGAGUUAGUUCCCUCGCCCGGCUGCGAGCCUCGCAGCCUCCUGGACUGAACGCAACUUUUUUUCCUCCCUCCGCACCCCUUUUCCCUUUGCUGAUCUCAGUUAUUGGGGGGGGAAAAAAAAAGAAAAAAAAAAAAAAGAAAAACUGAAAAACCAAAAGACCAACACAUCCCAGGGAGGAGGAGAAGGAAGAGGCUGCUCGUGCGCCACUGGCUGCUGCUGGUGCUCCGGACCCGACUCUGGGAGCGGGUUGAAAUAUGGAGAAUAGUGUUGGAUGUGUUUGGGUACCAAAGCUGGCUGUUCUCCUCCUUUUCGGCUGUGCGCUGGCCAUCCUGCAUCCUUGCGUCUCCGGGUCACAGAUGGGGGCUUUUACGUCGCUGAGGUUCUCGGUGGAACCUUCGGACGCCGUCACGGUGCGCGGAAGCGAUGUCCUCCUCGAGUGCCGAGCGGAAUCCCAUCCGGCCAAUCCGGUGACGGUGAAAUGGAAGAAAGAUGGCGUCUUCUUCAACCUGGCGGUAGACGAAAGGAGGAGACAAUUCCCUAACGGAUCUCUCCUGAUCCAAAAUGUGGUCCAUUCCCGGCACCACAAACCCGAUGAAGGGCUCUAUCAGUGCGAAGCAUCCCUGGAAGGCAUCGGAGCCAUCGUCAGCCGCGCGGCCAAGGUGACGGUCGCAGGACCAUUGCGGUUUCUUUCCCAGACGGAAUCUCUCACGGCAUUCAUCGGAGACACCGUCCUCUUGAAGUGUGACGUCGUCGGAGAGCCUUCCCCCGUAGUGCGAUGGCAACGCAACCAAGAGGAUUUCAUUCCGAGCGUCGCGGAUCCACGGAUUGCCGUCUUACCUUCCGGAAGUCUCCAGAUCAGUCGGAUCCAAGAUGGAGACAGCGGGAUCUACAGGUGCCUGGCGAAAAAUCCCGCCAGCUCCAAAACCGGGAAUGAUGCCGAAGUCCGAGUUUUAGCAGAUCCAGGAUUCCAGAGGCAACAGUUUUUCCUGCGGCGCCCAUCGAACGUGGUGGCCAUGGAAGGGACGGAUGCCGUUCUGGAAUGUUGCGUUUCCGGAUCUCCUUCUCCCACCUUCACGUGGCUCCGAGGAGAUGAAGUUCUUCCCAUCAGGUCGGGAAAAUAUUCCUUAUUGGCCGGAAGUAACCUCCUCAUCUCCAACGUGACCUCCGAUGACUCCGGGACCUACACCUGCGCGGUCACCUCCAAAAGCGAGAACAGCAGCGGCUCAGCCGAGCUGACGGUGAUGGUCCCACCGUGGUUUUUAAUCCGCCCUUCAAACCUUUACGCCUACGAGAGGACGGAUAUCGAGUUGGAAUGUUCGGUAUCCGGGAAACCGGUGCCGACGGUGGAGUGGAUCAAGAACGGAGAAGUGGUGAUUCCCAGCGAUUAUUUUCAGAUCGUGGGCGGCGGUAACUUACGGAUUUUGGGAGUGGUGAAGUCGGACGAAGGGUUUUAUCAGUGCGUAGCGGAAAACGAAGCGGGAAACGCUCAGGCCAGCGCGCAGCUCAUCGUCCCCCAACCCGAUGCCACCACCACCACCUUAUCUCCUCCUCCUUUUGGACCUUUCAGACCACCACCUUCUCUGAUCGUGUCCUCUCCUUCCCCUCCAGUUGUCCCAAGCCCUGGUGUCCUCCCCUCACCUCCUCGAGAUGUUGUCCCCGUUUUGGUCUCCAGUCGCUUUGUCCGUCUUUCCUGGCGACCACCGCUUGAGGUCCACGGCCACAUCCAAACCUACACCGUCUUCUUCUCCAAAGAUGGCAUCAACCGGGAACGCGCCCUCAACACCUCUCAAAGUGGACCACUUCAGGUGACGGUGGGCAACCUCAAACCUGAGGAGACCUACACCUUCCGCGUGGUGGCCUUCAACGAAUGGGGUCCAGGAGAGACCUCUCAACCCAUCAAAGUGGUCACUCAACCCGAACUUCAAGUUCCGGGACCUGUGGAGAACUUCCGAGUGGUUUCCACCACUCCGACGUCUCUUUUGGUUUCUUGGGAUCCACCUUCUUCCCUCCAUUCACCCAUCGAAGGUUAUCGGAUCUUCUGGAUGGAAACCACCACCGGAAGAGAAGAGACCGUGGAGGUGGACGGCUUCUCCUAUCGCUUGGAAGGGCUGAAGAAGUUCACCGAGUACACCUUGAGGUCCAUCGCCUACAACCGCUACGGUCCUGGGGUCUCCUCAGAAGAUGUCACCGUCACCACUUUAUCCGACGUUCCCAGCGCGACACCUCAGAACGUCUCUUUGGAGGUGGUCAACUCCAGGAGCAUUAAGGUCUCGUGGUUACCACCACCACCGGGAACCCAAAAUGGGUUCCUCACGGGUUAUAAAAUCCGUCAUCGCAGAACCUCACGGAGAGGAGAAAUGGAGACGUUGGAACCCAACAACCUCUGGUACUUAUUCACAGGUCUGGAGAAAGGAAGUCAAUACAGUUUCCAAGUGGCCGCGAUGACCAUCAACGGCACCGGACCUUCUUCCGAGUGGAUCACCACCGAAACGCCGGAGAACGAUCUCGACGAAUCCCAAGUCCCCGACCAGCCGAGUUCCCUCCACGUCCGCCCGUUGUCCACCAGCAUCGUCAUGACGUGGACCCCACCGCUCAACCCCACCGUGGUGGUCCGCGGGUACAUCAUCGGUUACGGCGUGGGAAGUCCUUACGCCGAGACCAUCCGCGUGGACCACAAGCAGAGGUUCUACUCCAUCGAGAAGUUGGAGUCCAGUUCCCACUAUGUCAUCUCCUUAAAGGCCUUCAACAACGCCGGCGAAGGAGUUCCUCUCUACGAAAGUGCCACCACGAGGUCCAUCACAGAUCCCGUUGACCCUUUCGAAGUUGACUUUUCUCCUCUUCUCGAUGGUUUCCCCACCGCCGUCCCAGAGAGCUCCACCCCCAUGCUCCCACCAGUAGGUGUCCAAGCGGUUGUCCUCACCCACGACGCCGUCCGUGUCCUUUGGGCGGAGAAUUCCAUCGCCAAAAGCCCAAAGACCACCGAAAUCCGUUUCUACACCGUCCGCUGGAGAAUGAGUUACUCCACCGCCGCCAAAUAUAAGUCCGCAGAUACCACCGCUUUGAGUCAUACGGUGAUGGGGUUGAAGCCCAACACGAUGUACGAGUUCUCCGUGAUGGUCACCAAGGGGAGAAGAUCCAGCACGUGGAGUAUGACGGCCCACGCCACCACCUACGAAGCAGCUCCGUCUUCUCCUCCGAAGGAUCUGACGGUCAUGGGUCGAGAAGGAAAGUCCCGAACGGUGACGGUCAGUUGGGAACCACCACUGGAGGCCAACGGGAAGAUCACCGCUUAUGUCCUCUUCUACACUUUGGAGAAGAACGCCCCCAUCGAUGAGUGGUUUAUGGAGUCCAUCAACGGCGAUCGUCUCACCCAUCAGGUGAUGGACCUCCAUUUGGACACCAUCUACUACUUCCGUAUCCAAGCUCGGAAUUCCAAAGGCGUUGGACCUCUUUCCGAUCCCAUUUUCUUCCGGACUUUGAAAGUGGACCAUCCGGACAAAAUGGCCAACGAUCAAGGUCGUCACGGAGACGGAACCUUUUGGCCGGUGGACACCAAUCUCCUCGACCGGAGCAGUUUGAACGAGCCACCCAUCGGGCAGAUGCAUCCGCCCCACGGCAGCGUCACUCCUCAGAAGAGCAAUAACCUCUUGGUGGUGGUGGUGGUGACCGUUGGGGUCCUCACGGUGGUGGCGGUGGGGGCGGUGGUGGCGGUGGUGGUCAUCUGCAACAGAAGGUCUUCGGCGCAACAGAGGAAGAACCGGAGCAGUCACAGCGUUGGGAAACGCAAAGGGAGUCAAAAGGAUCUGAGACCUCCGGAUCUUUGGAUCCACCACGAGGAGAUGGAGCUGAAGAACAUGGAGAAAGGUUCCACUACGGAAGGGACCACCGGAGAGUCUCCGAGACAGAGCUGUCAGGACCUCACGGCCGUCGGUCACAGCCAAUCGGAGACCCAACUGGGCCCCAAGAGCGCUCCUCAACCCGGUCCCGAAGGAGAAGACGUCGGGGGGACAAUGUCCACCUUAGAGAGGUCCUUGGCCGCUCGUAGGGCCACUCGGGCCAAACUGAUGAUCCCUAUGGAGACCCAACCAAGCGCCAACCCUGGGGUCGUCAGUGCCAUUCCGGUUCCGACGUUGGAAAGCGCUCAAUAUCCCGGAAUUCUUCCGUCUCCGACGUGCGGUUAUCCUCACCCACAGUUUACCCUUCGGGCGGUGCCUUUCCCGACGCUGGCGGUGGAGAGGACCUUCGGAGGAGGAAGAAGUGGCAACGAAGGAGCAUCGAGUCACCAAAGCGCGUUGGUCCCUCAAAGCCAAGCGGACCAUCCCAGCGGGGAGGACGCGCCCAGCAGGACCAUCCCCACCGCCUGUGUCCGCCCCACCCACCCCUUGAGGAGCUUCGCCAACCCCUUGUUACCUCCACCCAUGAGUGCCAUUGAACCCAAAGUCCCCUACACACCUCUGCUCAGCCAACCAGGUUCCUCUCUUCCCAAGGCGCCCCUGAAGACGGCGUCUCUGGGUUUGCCCAAAUGCCGAUCUCCUCUCCUCCCGGUCUCCGUUCCCACGGCUCCUCCGGAAGCCCCAGAAGAAGGCCACAAACCCACCGACGACACCACCAACGUCUACGAACAGGAUGACCUCAGCGAGCAGAUGGCCAGCUUGGAAGGGUUGAUGAAGCAACUCAACGCCAUCACGGGGUCGGCCUUCUGAAAGCCCUGCAAGAAAGAAGGGUGAAGGCCAGAAGAUCCCAGGAUGGCAUCCACCACAAAGCACCUCAGAAGAUCUUCAUCUCAUUGGGUUCAGCUUCAUUGGGUUCAUCUUCAUCUCAGUGGGUUCAUCUUCAUUGGGUCCAUCUUCAUCUCAGUGGGUUCAUC
Cuculus canorus (common cuckoo) is the source of this 5199-nucleotide messenger RNA. It is a transcript of the gene DCC, whose product is annotated as DCC netrin 1 receptor. Bases 587 to 5035 code for a protein of 1482 amino acids. The record is from RefSeq and is a predicted model, not a curated record. NCBI's taxonomy places the organism in Eukaryota, Metazoa, Chordata, Aves, Cuculiformes, Cuculidae. Gene Ontology annotation, biological process: cell-cell adhesion; isoprenoid biosynthetic process. The transcript is spliced from 29 exons. Gene Ontology annotation, molecular function: catalytic activity; protein binding. Gene Ontology annotation, cellular component: membrane.